Messenger RNA from Drosophila nasuta, 1311 nucleotides. It is a transcript of the gene Tbp, whose product is annotated as TATA binding protein. Gene Ontology annotation, molecular function: DNA binding. Gene Ontology annotation, biological process: DNA-templated transcription initiation. The transcript has 2 exons. The record is from RefSeq and is a predicted model, not a curated record. Lineage: Eukaryota; Metazoa; Arthropoda; Insecta; Diptera; Drosophilidae. The coding region runs from base 137 to 1174 and encodes 345 amino acids.
ACUACCAAAAUCAUAUUCCUACAACCCUGACGAACGACGCGGCUGUCAUUUGCGUUUUGCGUGAAUUAUAAUUUUCACCGACAAUUUAGCGCAAAAACAUAUUUUCAGUAGUGAGGAAAAAUAACAAACUGUUGCGAUGGAUGACAUGCUGAGUCCCAGCUUUUCCAUACCCAGCAUUGGGCAUGCACCCACGCCGAUUCAUCACAGCCUCGACCCCGAUCAACAGAUAGAAGCCUUACCACAUCAAGUUUAUCAUCCAGCAGCACCAGAACCACCGAGCGCAGUCGUACAACAAUCUGAUUCCAACAAUGUGACAGGUGGUCCAGAUGGCAGUGGAGGGAGUGGCCUCUUUGGUCACGAGCCAUCGUUGCCAUUGCCGCACAAGCAAAUGCAGAGUUAUCAGCCAUCAGCGUCGUAUCAACAGCAGAAUCAAGUUAAUGCUGGCGGCAGCACACCGCAAUCUCUGAUGCAGCCGCAGACACCGCAGAGCAUGAUGUCGCACAUGAUGCCGAUGACUGAACGAGGUGCAGGAGGUUUGGGAAGCGUACCCGAUUCCUCAUUGAGCAACAUACACCAGACCAUGGGACCGUCGACGCCAAUGACGCCUGCAACACCAGGAUCAGCGGAUCCGGGCAUUGUACCACAGCUGCAGAACAUUGUAUCUACCGUGAAUUUAUGUUGUAAAUUAGAUUUAAAGAAAAUUGCACUCCACGCACGUAAUGCCGAAUAUAAUCCAAAGCGAUUUGCGGCUGUGAUUAUGCGUAUUCGUGAACCGCGCACAACAGCAUUGAUCUUCAGCUCUGGAAAAAUGGUCUGCACUGGUGCAAAAAGUGAAGAUGAUUCGAGACUGGCAGCUCGAAAGUAUGCACGUAUCAUACAAAAAUUGGGAUUCCCGGCAAAGUUUUUAGACUUUAAGAUACAAAAUAUGGUCGGAUCCUGCGAUGUCAAGUUCCCCAUUCGUCUAGAGGGCCUCGUACUCACGCAUUGUAACUUCAGCAGCUACGAGCCGGAACUGUUUCCUGGACUUAUCUAUCGUAUGGUGCGACCACGUAUUGUGCUGCUCAUCUUUGUGUCGGGCAAAGUGGUGUUGACGGGCGCCAAGGUGCGGCAGGAGAUCUACGAUGCUUUCGAUAAGAUAUUUCCUAUAUUGAAGAAGUUCAAGAAGCAGUCAUAAAUGCACGCCUUCAAAUCGAGUUUAGUACAUAGUAGCGUAAGAAACUAGUUUAUGGACUAAUUGACUAAUUAUAAAUCGUAUUAGGUUGCGUAUGUGUGUUUUGCAUUGGAACAUCUCGAAUCAGUUCCACCAAAUAA